Molecule: messenger RNA, 4959 nt
Organism: Tetrahymena thermophila SB210
Lineage: Eukaryota; Ciliophora; Oligohymenophorea; Hymenostomatida; Tetrahymenidae
Product: REJ domain protein
Exons: 9
Source: RefSeq, a predicted model, not a curated record
AUGGUUUUAAUAAAAUCUUCAACUUUUAUUUUUGCUCUCAUUUGCACGUUUGUUUCUCGUGUGAAAUCAUAUACUUUAGCAAUGGAUUGUGGAAAUUAAUAAAUUUUAGCAAGCUUUCAUUUCUAACCAUAUACUAGAUAAUACACUUGUGUGGCAAAUUUUAUGAAUAUUGCUUAAGGAGAUGUUUUACCAGAUGUUUCUACUCCAGAUUGCUACUAGUAUUUUACAAAAUAGACUACAGGGAUGUUUAAAUCAACUUGGCAAUAUCUUACUGGACCUAAUUGCCAUUCAGGAACUACAUUAACAUUUUUUUAUAAUUAAACUACUGCAGGCUAUACUAACUUGUACAUAUAAAAGAUUUAUAUAUGGUUAACUAUAUAUUUAUUUGAUUAAUCUAGUACUAUUAUUUAAUAAAAUACUAUAACUAUAAACGGAAAUUAAACAGAAGAUACUAUAUAAUUUGAUACAGGUAAAAGUCUUAACGAUCUGAGAGCAAUAUAUACAAAAACUAUUUAUGACAUAAAAUCAAAGUAAUUAAAUCUUUAGUUUAAAAUAUACGAUAAAAACUAAGCCAUUUAUCCUUUUGGAUUUGCAGGAUCUAAUGUUUUACUCUAAUUUUGUCCUCUUUAUUGUCUCCAAUGUGACGAUAAUAGUUGUCUGGUUUGCUCAGAUGGUUACAUAUUAAAUGCAAGUAAUACAUGUGUUAGAUGCACUCCUUCAUGCUAAACUUGUGAUUAAUCUGGCUGUUUAACUUGCUAAUAGCCUUCAUACUAUAUUUCAGUUCUUGCGAACAACUUAUGCGUUUCUGAUUGUGAUACAAGUUUAGGCUUGUAUAUAGAAACCUCACCUACAACUAAUUCUAAAUAUUGCAAAAAAUGUAAUGCGUUAUGCUAGAGCUGUACUGACUCUACACUUAACUGUGUUUGUAAACUCUAUAGUUCUCAGGAUUAAUGUGUUAAUACAUGUUAAGCAUCAGAAGUGUAAUUACCUAAUAACUCUGGACAGUCAAAAUGUUACCCAUGUGAUUCAUCAUGCUCAACAUGUAAUGGAACAGACAAGACACAAUGUACUGCUUGCAAUACAAACUAUUUAAAAUAAAUAUCAACUUCUUUAUGUGUUAAAUAAUGCGAUCCAAGCGAAUAUCCUGAUUAUAAUUUAAAUUAAUGCUUACCUUGCGAUAAAACGUGCUUAACCUGCAAUGGGCCUUCAAAUAAGCAAUGCUUAAAAUGUAAAGAUAGCAGCUUUUUCUUCAAUGGAGCAUGUGUUUAGAUUUGUCCGAAUGGAUAUUAAAAGAAUUUUUCUUCUUUAAAUUGUGAUCUAUGUACUGAUUACUAAAAUCCUAGCUGCUAUUCCUGCGACAAUUCCUGCUUUGAAUGUACUCCUUCUUUAGCUACUUCAAAUUAAUGUACAAGUUGCUAUAGUCAAACUAGAAAGUUUGAUUCUAAUUUAUGUAAAUGCUUGAAUCAAAAAGAUCAAAGAAAUAUAUUUUAUCACUGUAGCUACUAAGAUAUAGCUGUCCUGGAUAUGUUUCUUAGUGGGAAUAUUCCUUAGCUAAUUAUUGACUUUGGGUCUCCAAUAAAGAGCUUAGGUACUAAUAUUAGCUCUCCUCAAGAUUUAUGCAAGUAUGUUUUUGAUUAAAAUACUAUGAAAAAAAUUGGGAACAAUUCUAGCUGUUCUCUUCAGGGAAACCAAAUUUAAGUUGAUUUAGAUUAAUCAUCAACAAUUAUGGAGAAUGAUCAAAUUAAUUUUUAAUAGGGUACAUUAUAAUUUACUGAUUAUAAUAUGCCAAUUACAUAGUUCUUCAGAAAUAAAGUUAAAUAAUAUCCUUAUGGAAAACCUUAAGUCUUGUUUUUCUAUGACUCAACAUAAAAUACUUGUAAUCCUUUCAAUAUCACCUUGAAUAAAAUUGUGAGUGAUGCUGGAAGAGGGCUUUUAAAUUUUAGUUGGAGCUUAGUAGAAGUAACAGGUAAUUUAAACAGUAGCUAACUUUAAGCAAUCAACUAAGCUAUAUUACAAAAUAACUAACUUAAUAAUACUUCUUUGGUAUUAAGUCCAGGAAUAUUUCCUUCAAAUCAAAAUAUAACAAUAAAAUUCAGUUAUACAUUAAAGGUUAAUUAUACAAGCUCUCAAGUAAUUUAAAUCUUCUAUAAGAAAGAAAAAAUAAUUAGAAUAAGCUAUUUAUAGUCAAUUUACCCUCCAAUAUAUAGGUAUAUGGCUUUAAGCUUCUAUUUUUCAUUUGUUACAGAAAUCUGUGAUUAAGGAUAAGUUUUUUAAUUUUAUGAUCCUGUAGAUUUGUAAAUUACUUCUUCUGAUCUUACAUCGAUAUAAUAAAGUAUUUAGAACUAUAGUCAAUCAACAUUUGACUUAAACAUCUCUCCUUACUCUUUACCCUCUAAUUAGACUUUUAAUUUUAUGUUUUAACUAAGCUUAACAUCAGAUAACAGUAUAAAAACAAUAUAAAAUGUAUCGGUUGAUAUUUUGAUCACCAAAUUAUUUGUAAUGCUUUAAGGUGGAAGUGAUUAAAUUGCUAGCUAUUAAAGACCUUUUAAUUUAAACUCAACAUCAAGAGAUUAUGAAGUCUAAAGUCCAACAGCAGAUUAAUCUAUCACUUUUAAUUGGAUUUGCUAAAGUCUCGGAAGCUCUGAUUAAAAUUGCUAUGAUUAUAACAAAUAAAAAAUAAUCCUUUAAUAAGGCUAGAGUAGUAUUAGUAUUCCAGCCAGUACAUUUCCUCCAUACACAGUUGUCUAACUCUCUGUUUAAGUUUCAAAAGACACCAGAAAAUCUAGCGAUAUUGCAUUUUGCUAUUUUUCAGAGCUAGAUUUACCACCUUUGCUAGUGUUAACUCCAAUUUAAUAGACAGAUCAAAAAUUUAAUCUGAAUGAAGAUCUAGAAUUCUCACUUAUAUACAGUUCUUAAGUUUCUUCUGAUAUUUUAUCUUAUGCAGGAGCUCUCUUAUAUAAAAAUAAUGUUGUUGGAGCUAUCAAAUUUGAUUACUACAAAGUCAGAUUUAGAAUAUGGAAUUAUUUUAAGUAAAUUGACCCUACAUAAAGUACUAUUUAGGUACGUUUUUCAGUUUACAAUCCAUCAUAUGUCAUGCCUAGUGUUUCAACUAUAACAAUUUAAAUAAAUAUUCCUCCUUAAAAUUGCAUUUUAAAAGUAAAUCCUUAACAAGGUAUAGCUCUUGAAACUAAUUUUUCCAUUGAAUUUUCGAAUUGUUCAGAUGAAGAUACUCCAUUAAAAUACUAGUUCUUUUAUUAUAACACUAUUGAUGAUUUAAACUCAGAAAUUGAUUAGCCUUGGAAUAUAGUUAGAAGAUAAUUGAAUGACUAAAGCAUGAGUAAUAUUCUUUAAACAAUUUUACCAUAAGGUAAUUUAAUCAUAAUGAGCUAAGUAAUUGAUUCUAGACUUGGUGUUACUAAUAGCACUUUGUCUAUUUAAGUUUAUUCAUAGAAUUUAACAGAUUCUAAUUAUUAUUAAAUGGCAAAUAAACUUAUAUAACAAAACUAAAAUAGCUAAACAAGCAAUCAAAUAGCUAAUUUAUGUAUCAUUGGUGAAGAUGUCAGUAAAAAUAGUUAAUACGAUAACUCCCAAAUAAUUAGCAAUUUAAAAACAAAUUUAGUUGCAAAUUUAUAAUAAUAAUCUCAAACCUUACCAUAAUCUUCUCUUAUAUCUACGUAUUCAAAUAAAGUAAUUGCAUAAUUAUAACAAUCAAUCAUUACUUAAUCUGACUAGUAAAAAAAUUCUAUUUACAAUCAAGUUUAGUCUAUAAUUAGCAAUACAUAAAACAAUAAUGUAAACCAAUUCUAGAAGAACAACGAUUUACAAAUAUAGAAUUUAGUCGAUUCGUUUAAAAUUUUGAAUUCAACAGUAACUUAAAAUACAAAUAAUUAAUAGAGUGAUUUCACGCAAUAUAAUAAUUUGACUAAUUAAAUAGGAAGUAUUCUAUCAAAUAGUAUCCUCCCAAACCAGGGAGAGCUUAUUUUGUAAGGAAAUUUAUCUACUCUUUUAUCAGAUUAAAUUACUCAAAAAAACCUAAAACAAUAUGCUCUUCCAUUCGAUAGUGAUAAUUAAUUAGCACCAAGCUCAGCAAACACCUUCGUGAUUACAAGAAAUACAUAUUAAGAAAAUAUUUAUUAAAAUACUUCUAGUUUUUAGGCUUAUGUUUAAAAAUUAAAUAACUUAAGUUCUAAUUUUAACUACUCAAAUAAUUAAGUUAUUACAACAUCUAUAAAUAGUACUCAAACCAAAAAUCCUAUUACCAACUCUACUAUAAUGUACUAAUUUAAUAACGCCAAAGCAAGCAGUAAAUACAAUAUGACAUGUUUACAGUCAGCAGAUUAAAUUUGGACAAAAUAAAAUUGUAGUAUAUUAAAAUAAAAUAGUAAUAAUUAUGCCUGCUUUUGCUAAAAAUAAGCACCGACAACUGUAAUUGAGGAUUUAGAUGAUUUAUUUGUAAAAAAUAAAAAUCUAUAAACAGUUUUUAGUGAUUAAGGCAUUAAAAAUUUGGAAAACUUUUCACAAUUUUAUUUAUAUAUAUCAUUUUGGAUGCUAUCUAUUUUCACCAUCAAUUAGAUUGUAUUGUUUUUUGUUGGAAGAUACUUAGAUUAGAAGACUAUUACUAGAAUAAAUAACAAAAAUAACGAAGAAGAGCAAAAAAGUUUGGUAGAUAAAUAUCAAUAGUAAAUUAAAAAUUUAGAGUAAAAAAUAAGGGGUGAGUAAAGCAAAGACUGCGAAAGCGAAAACAAAAGUAUUUAAUCUACAUAAAAAGUAUUUAUUAACCAAAAAUCGAAUUCUGGAUAAAAUUAAAUUCUAACAUCACCAUUUUAAGCUCCUACUAACCCUCUAAUUUAAGUUAGCAAUAAUUAAGAAGAUGAUUUCAACAUAGAAAGAACUCUCUAUAAAAUUAGAAGAAUGUUAAGAAUAAAAAACCUAACAAGAAACUGCUUGUCAAAUCAAUGA